Molecule: messenger RNA, 900 nt
Organism: Yarrowia lipolytica CLIB122
Lineage: Eukaryota; Fungi; Ascomycota; Dipodascomycetes; Dipodascales
Biological process (GO): mRNA splicing, via spliceosome
Cellular component (GO): catalytic step 2 spliceosome
Molecular function (GO): protein binding
Source: RefSeq, a predicted model, not a curated record
AUGAUCACGUGCGUACAACACAACCACUCGGGAACACAUCUGCUGUCAGGAACCUCAGCAGGAACGGUCCAACUGUGGAACGCCGAGACCCACAAACACGUGACCACGUUCGCCCAGGAACAUGCGGUCUCACGUGAUCUGCGGGCGAUUGCGAUCUCCCGUGACGGCGAGAUUUUCGCGUCUGGUGGCGACGACAGACACGUGAUUGUGUGGGACACGGCGCGCGGCAGCCUCGUUAGCCGGCUUUCCGACCACCUGGGCCAUGUGACUGACGUCAGCAUUCCCGGGUGGUCACGUGACCUGCUGUUUUCGGCGUCGCACGACGGCACGGCCAAGUGUUGGGAUUUGCGGGCGCGGAGCAGCCGGGCUCCGAUCCAGUCGUUCAAGUCACGUGGUGCCAUCAACGGCGUUGCGUCGCCCGCCGCCGGGUAUGUGGUCACAUGUUCUUCCGACGGAAGUAUGUCUGUUUACGAUGUUCGGGCCGGUGAGCAGGCUGUUACUACGGUUACCGGGGAUGUUGUCUCCGGCAUGACGGUUUCUCUGUCUUCGCCGUUCAUUGUAGGGUUGGGUUCACGUAAUGUGUUUCUCUGCGAUCUCGGGACUGGUCUUGAGUUGGAGCGGAGGGUUUGUGGGUCUGCAACUUCUGGGAUCAGUUUUUUUGACAACGAUUCAAAGGUGGUAGUUUCUGCGGGACACGACUUGUUUUGGUAUCAAGUUGGGGGGGAAAAGAGUGGUCGGAGGAGUUUGGGGGGGAAAGUUGGCUCAUUUUCGGUCGAUAACAGGAAGGGGACCAAAGAACUUGCUGUUGUGGUUGGGGGGGAGUUGGAGUGGAUCAGGGUGGACGGAAGCGAGGGCCCAGGCGGAAGCGAGGGGCCGGAGGUGUCGAGUGGACAACCCUGA